CCUGCUCACCAGGGUCUCCCCGCCUGGUUUCUGUCCCGCUCACCAGGGUCUCCCGCCUGGUUCCUGUCCAGCUCACCAGGGUCUCCUUGCUGGUUCCUGUCCAGCUGGUCAGGGCCCUCGCCUGGGCCCUGGUUCGCUCAAUGAUCUGUGGAUCGUGACCUGUCAUUAUGUUCAUGUGUACAAAUUCUGCAUCAUUAUAAUGGGAUGCCUCUCUUGUAUCCACGCGGGGGGGAGAGUGGGAGCCGGUCCCCCGUGCGGUGGCGGGGUGUACCGAUGUCCAGUCCCCCACGCUCAACUUCCUGUAGUCAUGGCAGUGUUGCCAACAGCAAUCGGCGAUGAGUUACAGUUGCAUCCCCGCCUGCUGUCAGAUGGGACAUCCCACUCGCUGCUACUCCAGAUCAGCUCAGUGAGCACUCUGUUGUGUAGGUGGUGGCCGUAGGCCCCCCCCCGGCGCCCUAACUGCCCGCGAUGGGUGGACGUCAUCCCCCCUGUCUCUUCCUCUUUUGUUUUCACCCUCUGUUGCCGCCCACGUUCGCUUCUCUGCCGUAGGAUUUCUGGAGGACGUCGUCUCGCACCCAAGGCGUCGUCAUGGCAGCGGGGCAGUGCGUCACCAUCGCCAUGCGUCAGCUCGGCACUCGUAUCUGGGGAUUUCACGUGUAAUGGGACCCCCCCCCCCUAGUGUUCCUGAUGCCAGGCUACAGGAAGUGUGUGACAAGUGGGUAGAUGGGAUAUACCAAGUACAGCAGGGUGGGGGUGGACCAUAAAUUAUCACAUUUGCAUGAGUGCGUGAGUGCAGCCUCCCCCACGCUCAUUACAAUAUGACAUGCUCGUUUUACAGCCGGACAAAAACUUGUUAGGCGGAGGGUUCUGAUUCAUUUUCAUUCUGAUUACCUUGUUACGCUGUAAUUGGACUCCACUGACCCAGUUUGCAUAAAUACACAUGUAUGUAUUAAGUCUCCACAAGGUUCUGCUAGUCACCAGACCUUAGGAUGGCUUUUGAAUGAAGAUAUUGGUUAUGUAGCCCAACGCAAAACAUCUUUCAAAGUUUCUGGUAAUAGAAAGUUAGAAUUAGAAUUAGAAUUUGUCCGGCCAUUCGCCCUGAAACAAGCUCACUUGCUUUGCCGCCAGUUCGUUUAUUUAUUUUGUUAUUUAAAAUGUGUCUUCCGAAGCUAGUUGAUCUCACCAACUUGCUCUUUUCAAGCUAGACCUGUUUCUGUUUGGUACAAACACCUAAUAGACACCUUGAAGAUAACAGCCCACUGUUCAGCAUUGAUGUUAAUGAAGAAGAUAUCGGUCCCUGAGAAAAUUAGAAAUCUGUAGAAUAACACCAACUCUGAUCAUGCAUGAAUGCUGCACAUUAUCUCCCUGGUAACAACACUGUCUUUUACAUUUCAAUGUGUCAGAAUUUGCUCACCUGAUUCUUUUGGUGGAGCAUGGCUCAGAGGGUUAGGACACUGUGUUCAGAAGGUCACCGGUUCAAAUCUCGGGGUCAGCAAAGUGAUUUCACUGAUAGCCCCCUGACCAAGGCCCUAACCCCCAACUGGCCCUGCCUUCUCAUCUGUAUGUCGUUUUGGAUAAAACUGGCUGCAAAGUACUGUUGUGGAUGUGGAUGUACUGUUCUGUCACAUUGUGGAUGUGGAUGUACCGUUCUGUCACAUUGUGGAUGUGGAUGUACCGUUCUGUCACAUUGUGGAUGCGUGGAUCGAGCCUUUCUUUAGGCCGAAUGAGGCAGGACAGACUUUGUUUGGCCUGGUCUGAAAGGCUUUCCACGCCAGGGGGACAUAUUCCCGACACACUGCAUCUCACGCCUGCCAGACUAUGCGGAAAUGGAGCCACAGUUCACAACCAGGAAAUGCUUUAACUGACACUGCAUAAACUGUGUAUAUUAAAGGUCAGUCAUGGCUGAUGUAUGACCCUCCCCCGACAUCGGCCAUUUUUGUUCUGCUGGUCUGCCAGGGUCUUGUACUCAAGCUGAUCUAAAAAUGCAGAGUUGUCUUUUUCUGUUUGGAGGCGCGUGGCCGUCACCAGACCUUUGUGAACGUGAGAGGUUAUUUCCGAGGUGUCCUUAGACAUAUGGCCGUCUCAGCGUGCAGAAACACUCGAAGCCUCGGCCGAAUGAGCCAAUGCGAUCAUCGGAGAUGGAUUACCGUUCUCCUGGCAGCACAGGGGAUAUGACUCUUCCCCCACUGCCCUCUUUCUGGAGCAGCGCCCCCUGGUGAUACCAUGUGACCAUGUUACACUGGCGUCUUUUAACUUGGGGGGGCGGAGAGCACAUCAAAUGGUGCUGUUCGUGAUCUAGCAACGACCCCCAGGGUCCCUUCCCUAAGGCCUAUGAGCCAGGAGUGGGCGGAGCCGGUGGCAGGCGGGGCAGUGAAUGGGCCGCAGUGUGUUGUGCGUGGGUGGGCUCCGGGGGCGGGCCUUAUCAGGUAGGGGGCGCCUUCCGGAAGUCCAGGAAUCAUGAUGUAAAUCUCCCAGAAAGGCGUGUGGUCAUGUGACAGGGCAGGUUGCGAGGUUGUGCUUGGUGCCAGUGAGUCAGGACAAAAGUCCAAAUGAGACGUGAGUGUCGCUCUGCUAUGGGGGAGGGAGCGGGUCCAGCUCAGAGCCUGGCACGGUUCGAUCACCACCACCCCCCUCCCCAUCACUGCAAAUACCACCGUGACUCAUACAGUAUCAGCAUCCAUGAUUUCAUUUCUCCCUCUCUGGUACAUUUUAACCCUUUUAGAAUCAUGAUAAGGAGCAUUUUAAGUAUUUGAAAAUGAACUUUGGAUUUACUCAAAGGUCAAGAGUCAGGCAUUUCCACACUUCAGUGAGUCUUUCCCCUCUCUCUGGGUUUCCCCCUUAUUCUGACCUCCUGUUUCCUGUCAUAUCUCACCAUAUUACCCCUGAUCACCGAUUCCAGCCGUGCUCCCUCCUCGCUCCUGUACCUCUCUCAGUAUCCUCCUGCCUCCUCGCACUCGUGUGUCAUUUUUACACUGGUUCCUGGCGACGCUUUGCUGUGAUUCGCUCAAUGCCCCUGGAGCACUACGGUCCAGACGUAUUCCACCCCACCGCUCAACGCUUUAUUCAUUAUGAUUUUUGAGAAAUCUGUCAGCUGGCAACUUGGGAAUAAUCCAUGUGAUUAGCCCACAGUGUACUGCAGUCUUUGAAAGGAGUUUUAUUAAUUCAAUCCAUCCUAGUGACCGUAUCUGUACUCAUUUAAUCAGCGCAGAGUGACUGAGGGAUUAACGCUGGUCGCCGGGAGCGGUUUUCGUUCCCAGACGGCUCAGCCAGUGCUGGGUUCCCCACAUCUGCGGAGACUCCCGCUGUGGCUGGGCUUUUGCACGGAUGCCCUGGGCAGCUCAUUAACUGUUGUUUUAUCUGUUAUGUAGCUUUAUACCAGUAUUUACAGACUUCUAAAUUGAGUGAUGGGGCCACACAGUUGUCGUCGAGUGACAAGACAGCCGCGUUGCCUAAUUAUGAGAUGAGCCAAGCUCGCCGGCGUUGAGGACAUAAAGGGCCCUUCCUCUUCCUCCUACUCCAACAUCUUCCGAACAGCGAUCACUGCCUGUCGUACCUUUCCGCCAGCAGGAAUCCCCCCUGUUCCACCCCCUUCACCCCGAAUGACCUGCCCCAGAAAAGGUCCGUGUUCCUAUUCCCCUCAUUUCUCCACUCGACGUGGUGAAAACGCUUCAUUUGCGGAUGCAAUUUUUUGUGAGAAUUUUGAGCAGAGUCCACUACGGAGGACCUUCAAAUCCAAAGUUUUAGCACACUACCCUGAGAAUGUGGAGUGGAGUCCCUUUGACCAAGACGCCGUGGGCAUGCUCUGUAUGCCAAAAGGGCUGUCAUUCCGGACGCAGGCAGACGCCCGCGAGCCAUGUUUCCACUCCUUCAUCAUCACCCGCGAGGACGGCUCGCGCACGUACGGCUUCGCACUCACCUUCUACGAGGAGGUGAUCAGCAAGCAGAUCUGCGGCGCCAUGCAGACGCUCUACCACAUGCACAACGCUGAGCGGCACGACGUCCCACGCCUUCGCCGCUUCGACUCCUACGACAUCGGCCGGGACACGCUCUUCGCCUCCAAGUGUAUCUGCUUGCUGGCGCCCAUGGCCUUUCCGCAAGCGUGCUGCCAGGUGCUGCAGCAGCUGUACCGCGCCGUCACCUCCGCCCAGCCGCCGCCGCUGCCCCUGGAGAGCUACAUCUACAACGUGCUCUACGAGGUGCCUCUGCCGCCUCCCGGGCGCUCCCUUAAGUUUUCGGGUGUCUACGGGCCCGUGGUGUGUCAGCGGCCCAGCACCGUCGAACUGCCGCUCUUCGACUUUCCCAUCGGCGAGGUCUUCGAGCUCCUGGGCGUGGAAAACGUGCUGCAGCUAUUCACCUGCGCCCUGCUGGAGUUCCAGAUCCUGCUCUACUCCCAGCACUACCAGAGGCUGAUGACGGUGGCCGAGAGCAUCACCGCCCUGAUGUUCCCCUUCCAGUGGCAGCACGUCUAUGUGCCCAUCCUGCCCGCCUCGCUGCUGCACUUCCUGGACGCGCCUGUACCCUAUCUGAUGGGCCUGCACUCCAACGGUCAGGAUGACCGAUCCAAGCUGGAGCUGCCCCAGGAGGCCAACCUGUGCUUUGUUGACAUCGACAACCACUUCAUCGAACUGCCGGAGGAUCUGCCGCAGUUCCCUAACAAGCUGGAGUUCAUCCAGGAGAUCUGCGAGGUGCUGAUGCUGUUUGGCAUCCCCCCCGAGGGUAGAGCGUGCAGCGGCGAGGGCGUGGGGGGGCCGAGGGGCUUCCGCGGCUGCGACGUGGCCUCGGACCGCCGCAAUGGCAACCUGGCCGGCUCGCCUCUGGAUCUGCUGAAGGAGAACGAGACCAUCGUCCGGCUGCAGGCCCUGGUCAAACGAACCGGUGUGAGGCUGGAGAAGCUGGAUGGGAUGGAGACCUCCGGCACCAACGGCGAUCCCAGGGUGCAGUGCGGCGAGGAGGACCUGCGGACGCACCUGCUCAACAUCCGCAUGCGCGAGGUCUUCGCCAACCGCUUCACGCAAAUGUUCGCCGACUACGAGGUCUUCGUCAUCCAAUCCAGCCAGGACAAAGAGUCAUGGUUCAGCACCCGUGACCAGAUGCAGAACUUUGACAAGGCCUCCUUCCUGUCGGACCAGCCCGAGCCCUACCUGCCCUUCCUGUCGCGCUUCCUGGAGACGCAGACGUUCGCCUCCUUCGUCGACAGCAAGAUCCUUUGCCACGACGACGAGGACAAGGAGCACGCGCUGCGGGUGUUCGACGCCCGCGUGGAGAAGGUGCGCAUGCUCAACGUGCGGACGCCCACGCUGAGGACGUCCAUGUACCAGAAGUGCACCAACGCCGAAGAGUCAGAGAAGGCCAUCGAGGCGAGGGUGACCAAGAUCGACCACACGGCACUUCACCCCCACCUGCUGGACAUGAAGAUCGGCCAGGGCCGCUACGAGCCCGGCUUCUUCCCUCGCCUGCAGUCCGACGUGCUCUCAGCUGGACCCACCAGCAACAAGUGGUCCAAGCGCAGUACCGCAGCUCAGUGGAGGAGGCGGGACAAGCAGAAGCAGCACGCGGAACACCUGUACCUGGAUAACGACCAGAGAGAGAAGCACAUUCAGGAGGCCAGAAACUUGGGCACCACGAUCCGGCAGCCCAAGCUGUCCAACCUGUCGCCCUCCGUCAUUGCACAGACCAACUGGAAGUUCGUAGAAGGGUUGCUGAAGGAAUGCAGGAACAAGACCAAGCGCAUGCUGGUGGAGAAGAUGGGCAGGGAGGCGGUAGAGUUGGGCCAUGGGGAGGUCAGCAUCACAGGCGUGGAGGAGAACACGCUCAUCGCCAGCCUCUGCGACCUGCUGGAGCGGAUCUGGAGCCACGGGCUACAGGUCAAGCAGGGAAAAUCGGCUUUGUGGUCACACCUGCUGCAUUACCAGGAAAGCAAAGAGAAGAGUGAUGCCACCCCUUCAGGCCUGAACCCCCCAGGGCUUAUUCAAGACUCGGAGAGACGCAAGUCUGAUGCAGGACUCACCAUGCCCCCUCUAAAAGUUUCCCUCAUUGACGAUAUGCGACACAUCCAGAACAUCGGCGAGAUCAAGACGGACGUGGGCAAGGCGCGGGCCUGGGUACGCCUCACCAUGGAGAAGAAGAUGCUUUCCAGGCACCUCAAGCAGCUGCUGUCUGACCAGGAGCUCACCAAGAAGCUGUACAAGCGGUACGCCUUCCUGCGCUGCGAUGAUGAGAAGGAGCAGUUCCUCUACCAUCUCCUGUCCUUCAAUGCUGUCGACUACUUCUGCUUCACCAAUGUCUUCACCACCGUCUUAAUCCCAUACCACGUGGUGGUCAUCCCAAGCAAGAAGCUCGGGGGGUCCAUGUUCACGGCCAACCCCUGGGUCUGCGUCUCUGGAGAGCUGUCGGAAACAGGGGUUCUCCAGGUGCCCAAGAACUCCUUGGAGAUCACCUUUGAGUGCCAGAAUCUGGGCAAGCUCACCACAGUACAGAUGGGCCACGAUAACUCAGGAUUGUAUGCAAAGUGGCUGGUGGAGUGUGUCAUGGUGAGGAACGAGGUCACUGGGCACACGUACAAGUUUCCAUGCGGCCGCUGGUUGGGUAAAAGUGUGGAUGAUGGCAGUUUGGAACGCGUCCUGGUGGGGGAGUUGGUGACCCCCAUCCCAGAGAGCGAGGAACGCCUGUGCCGCACCCCUCCCAUGCAGCAGUCCCCUGGAAUGAUACGUAGGUUUGUCAACAUCUCACCGAGCAGCAAACCAAAGUUAAACACAGGACAGAUUCAGGAAGGAGUGGGAGAGGCCAUCAAUGGGAUCGUCAAGCACUUCCACAAACCAGAGAAAGAGAGGAGCAGCCUGACGCUGCUGCUGUGUGGAGAAUAUGGGCUGGUCUGGGCACUGGAGCAGGUCUUCCUGCAUGGUUUCAGGACCCCACGUCUCUUCAAGAACAUCUUCAUCUGGGACUUCUUAGAAAGGGCACAGGGUCACUUUGAGAGUCCGGAGCAGAAGGACCUGGAGCUGGAUGAGAACUGGCAGAUGAGGGCCCGGGAUUUCUGCCGCUUCAUGCGGGCUAUCAACAGCACACCGAGGAACAUCGGCAAAGACGGGAAGUUCCAGAUGCUGGUGUGCCUGGGGGCCAGAGACCACCUGCUACAUCAUUGGAUCGCCCUCCUGGCAGACUGUCCAAUCACGGCACAGAUGUAUGAGGACACGGCCAUGCUAAAGGAUCAUUCUCUGGUGAACUCUCUGAUUCGAGUGCUACAAACUUUACAGGACUUCAAUAUCACCCUGGAGGCCUCACUAAUCAAGGGCAUAGGUAUUUAG
Molecule: messenger RNA, 7304 nt
Organism: Paramormyrops kingsleyae
Lineage: Eukaryota; Metazoa; Chordata; Actinopteri; Osteoglossiformes; Mormyridae
Source: RefSeq, a predicted model, not a curated record